Messenger RNA from Staurois parvus, 339 nucleotides. NCBI's taxonomy places the organism in Eukaryota, Metazoa, Chordata, Amphibia, Anura, Ranidae. The record is from the annotation of a GenBank genome assembly.
AAGUGUCUGGACUGGAAGGGGGUGAAAUUGUCUGGACUGGAAGGGGGUGAAAGUGUCCGGACUGGAAGGAGGGGAAAGUGUCCGGACUGGAAGGGGGGUGAAAGUGUCCGGACUGGAAGGGGGGUGAAAGUGUCCGGACUGGAAGGGGGGGAAAGUGUCCGCACUGGAAGGAGGGGAAAGUGUCCGGACUGGAAGGGGGUGAAAGUGUCCGGACUGGAAGGAGGGGAAAGUGUCCGGACUGGAAGGGGGUGAAAGUGUCCGGACUGGAAGGGGGGGAAAGUGUCCGGACUGGAAGGGGGUGAAAGUGUCCGGACUGGAAGGGGGUGAAAGUGUCCGGAC